AUGUCGCUAGCCAAACGAUUCGUGUCGAGGUGGGUUUAUUUUAUUAUUGUCUUAUGAUUUUACUGUUUUUUGACAUUAUAUUUUGGUUUUUACAUUUUGUUAUGCUUGCUUGACACUAUAUUUUGGUUUAUGAGAAAUAUAUUACACUAGAGUAUAGUUAUGUAUAGAUUUUGGUUAUGUUAAUCAUCUUUUUGUCAAGAACAAAUUAUUUUAAUGAAGUAGUAUAGGUAACAUUUCUGGUAAUCACAAUUUCAAAACAAACAUAAAUAGCACCUUUUUAUGGCAUGCUAAUGACUAUUAUAAUUUUUCUCGGUAUACUAAUGACCAUUUCCUAAUAAUUUCUGCAAUAGUACUAUUUUGCACGAGACUAUAGUACUUCCAGCUGUGUAACCCUGUAAACAUCGUUAUUUUAGUGCCUAAUAAGGCGAGAAGAUUUUUGAUGCAAAAAGUUGUUUUCCGAGGUUUUAGGAGCUUUUCACGAGUUAUAAAUAGCCACAUUAUGUUAACAUUGAGGAAGUCUAUAAAGUUAUGUGACGCAAAUCUCUGAAACGGCCUCAAAUUGGUUUUGUAGGAAAGGAAAUGGUCUUUUGGUACAAAGAUCUUUGUCAUCUAUGGUCCGAAAGUAAGAUUUGAAGGCUGGUUGGGUUAAGAAAUGGAGAAAAAGUUGAAGAAAAGGUUAAUUUGGGUAUAGAACAGGGUAAUUUAGGUACAAAAAUACGGUUUUUAGUCUUUUUUGGCUAAACUAUGGCCUGUUUUUGAACUUUUUUUUCAAAAUUUAUUGAUUCUGCAUAAUUUUUGACCGAUAUUUCUAAAAUACUUUAUGAGUUAUAAUAGAACAAGCUUGGUUUAAAAGUUGAUAGCAUUGGCGUUCUACCUUGUUUUGAGCCAUUACUGGUUCAAAACAACGUGGAAGACCUUCUUCCUUCAAAACUACGUGCAUAGCUUUUUCCGGUCUAAAACUACGUAGAAAAGCACAUGUUAUCCUAGGUGUUUGCACUAAACAGCCCGGAAAUUGUUUUAGCCGAGUGAUGGACGUGUUUUGGUUGAGUUAUUUUUGGAAAAUAUUGUUUUAAGUACGAGUAUUUGUGGCAAGACCAAAUUGUGUUAUCUCUGGUCGAAGAGUAAAUUGCGUUGUUCGUAAAGCUCGUAAAUUAUUUGAAACAACAUCAUUUAGGUUUGUCAGACGUUUUGGAAAUGGAAAAAGGGUACGAACGUUGUGAGAGAUGAGUUUGGAUUAGUGAUAAUGAAAAAAGAUUGAAAUUUUAAAAAUUUGACAAAUUUUUGAUUUUUUAAAGAAUGAAAAUAUGAUGUAACAUCAUUUAAAAUAAGAAAGGCAUAACGCUAAAGAUUUGGAUGCCUAAACUUAGAAAAACGGCCUGCAAAUGACAUUUUUGUAAAACUUUUGAGACUCUACGACAAUUUUGUUAGACUACAGUGCACUUUGUUUAUAAAAAAUAACAAAAUUUUGCACUUUUUCGUACGGGUACUGGUACACAACAGUCGGUACGUAUAAACUUUUAGCAUAAUGUUUUAAGGGACUUUUGACGUUUACUAUAGUGUUUUCAAGUACUUUUACUUUUGUUAGUACUUUUGUUACAGAAAAUAGAAAUUUAUAAUGACAAACUUAGUGUAGUAUAGCUAUACGUAUAGUGUGAUGACAUAGUAUUAGAUCUAUCGGUAUAAAAAAGCAAAAAAAAAUGGUUAAAAUAAGGUCAAAAAAUGUGUAGAAUUAGCUUUUUUUGCAAUUUUAGGCUCAUUUUUUUAUUUUUUAAACUUUUUUUUUCAAAAUUUGUAUACGUUGAUGCGAAAAUAAUGGCACGGGCCGGGCUUGAAAGUUGGGCCCGACUCUAGGCUUGAGAAGUAUGCAUGGUUUGUUUCUCACCUCUACUAUUAACAGUAUUUUUUGCCAAAUUUUUAAAGUUCAAGCUAGUUUUUGCAAGUUGAAGUCAUGCUUGUUUUGCAUUAAAUUGAGAGCAUGACAUUCGGCAUAAACAUGGCUGUAAACAUGCUCGAACUGAUGGUGUCUGAGUGUUAACAGUUGUCGGAUGUUUUGGCUUUGUUUGUGAUUUGAUUCUGCUCGCAAAACUAAUUUUAGAGUUUGGGGAAAACAAAAUUAAAUUACAGUAUGGCGGGAAAUUGUGGCGCCGGAAUUGACAUGUAUAAUAUACAUAAAAAAUGAAGGAUACAUAAUAUGCUACAUCUAUUUUUAGCAGCAUAUUGAGAAGAUAGUUGUAGUUGUAGUAAACGAGCUCUUUAAAGCCUAAUUGAGGUCAAAAAGUUUAUAGAACGGAGUUUUGUUCAAGAUUUUGGCUUAUUAAGGCUAGCUAAGCUUGUGAGUUUUUUUUUCGUCUGCUUUCUACUUACUUUUUGACCGCAAAUGUAUUCAAAAACAAAAAAAAUCAGCUUUGGUAUAUUAUAGUAAGUAUCAAGUUUAAAUUUUCGUAUACCAGCUAACCACAUGACAUAUUGCACCACAGUAGAUAUAAAAUAGACACAGUAGAGCUUUUGCAGCUCUGUAAUGAAUUAACUGUUUGAAUGGUGACAUUAAUUUGCUGCCAGUGUGAUUUGUUUACAUCUUAAGUGCAAAGUGUCACGAUCCUACUUUGCGUCGUAUCUCGUUGUGAAAGUGCUUUAAUUAUGACUAAAAAUAGAGCGAAAGUAAUUAUUAAUAUGUUUACAUUCUUCAUAGUACAAUAUAGGGUAUUACUGUAGGGGUUUUUAGUUAUUAUAGUGGUUACUGCAGGUGAUAGGGUAAGAUAUGAUGGUGCAGAUUGUUUGUUUGAUGUUAACUAGCAUGUAUUGCUAUUAUAUGUCUAUACUAUAUAUAUAUUAGGUUGUUCAACUAAUUCUGUGCCUCUUCUUAAAACAAAUUUUUAGAGUUAAGGAGCACAGAAUUAUUUAAACAGCCUAAUAUUAUUAUCGUAGUUGUAUAUAUUGACUUUAUAUGCCAUUUACACCUAUAAAAAUUUUACAUACUAUUUACACCUACAGUAAAAUAAUGCUUGGUAUUUUAGGACCGUUUUGGCCAAAGUUUAUGCAAAUGACAAGUGUGCACGUCGCCUGUACAGUCACUCGCCCGUGCUGCCGGAGAAGCCGUACGGCCCAUCGGAUGGGUCGGUGUGGUCGAAGGUGACUCGACCAAAACCUCCGGAAUAUAUCAAAGGCCUCGUCCACUACGAGCUGGCUGUAGAUCAUGACAUUCAGCAUAUCGUCGACUUUUGGUCCGACAAGAUCGGCGGGCAAUCACCACUGUUGCAGUCGAUCGGUAAGCUAUUCUUUAUAUAUCAUAGGUUCUUCAAAUAAUUCUGUACCUCUAAUUCCGAAAAUUAGCUUUAAGAGGGGCACAGAUUUAAUUGAACUUUUGUCCAGUUUUUUGAAUGUCAUAACACAGAGAUUUGACUAUACCCAUAUCAUAUUGUGAUUGAUAAUAUUCUUUUUAGGCGCCAAAGCAGAAGAGAUGUCAGAUUUGGCGGUCCAAGUUGUUACUCGCUCGGUCAAAGAACAUUGUUCACUCCUCGGCUUCGUCGGGGAUGAACUUGUAGGCUUCUCAAUGCAUUCGAUCAGAAAGAUGGAGCCGGUCAGAAGCGAGCACAUAGUGUAUCCCGAGAUUCUGCCAAGCAAGAACUAUGUUGAUGGUAGGCUUUGUAGGCAUUGUAAUAAGAAUACUUUGGGUUGUUUUAAAUUGUUAAGGCUUAUUGUAAAUAAGAUUUUUAUAGGUGGGUAUUUGAAAUUUUUGAUGCGAAAAGAAUGGCGUAUUGAGUAGAGUUAACGUAUGACCAAAAUAUGAUGAUAAGAUCAUUUUUUAGUGUUGUUAACAUGAUCUGGUUUUUAGAAAUCGAAAACGCACCUUAUCAAUCCAGGCCAGCCAAGAAGAUGUGGGUCUUUUGGCACACUUUAAGCUCGGAAAUCGAAAGGUUGCUGCCCGAGGCAAAGAAGAUCUUGUUCAUCGAAAUGGGUGGAGUUGCACCAGAAUAUCAGCAGUAAGGAGUUUUUUUUUUAUUUUUUAAUUUUUUUUAUUUAAAAAAGCCAAAAAUUAAAAAAUUUUUAAAAAAUAAAUUUUCAAAUUAAAAAAUCUGCUUUCAGAAGAGGGAUCUACUCGGACAUGGCACAGCUGACGAUCCGCUUGGCCAAAGAGAAGUUCGACUGCGACCACGUCCUCGUGGUCGCUGACUCAAAGGCCGCUCAGAAGAUGUACGAACAGAAGCUGGAGUUCAAGUUGUUGCGCGAACUGAAGCUGGACCACUUUUACGACGGCGAAACCCACGCCUUCCCCUACAUGAAGAACGAGAUCUUCAGCGGAAAACUGUUGGGCAAAGCCUUGUAA
Molecule: messenger RNA, 4324 nt
Organism: Bursaphelenchus okinawaensis
Lineage: Eukaryota; Metazoa; Nematoda; Chromadorea; Rhabditida; Aphelenchoididae
Source: the annotation of a GenBank genome assembly